Messenger RNA from Carica papaya (papaya), 1699 nucleotides. The record is from RefSeq and is a predicted model, not a curated record. NCBI's taxonomy places the organism in Eukaryota, Viridiplantae, Streptophyta, Magnoliopsida, Brassicales, Caricaceae.
AUGGGGCCAGGAAGAGAAACAUUACCAGGCGUUGAUUGGGGCGAGUCACCAAAAGGAGGCCGAGGAGGAAAUGUGCACAUGGGGAUUCCGUUAAUUUAUUUUUUGAUUGUAAUUAACAGGAAUGGGGUUCAGCAGAGGAGGAAUUCAUUUGAAGAUGGAGUGUCCGGCACCACCUGUCCAAUUCCUCCAGGCAAAAACUUCACUUACAUUUUACAGGUCAAAGAUCAAAUAGGUAGCUUCUACUACUUCCCAUCUCUUGCUUUCCACAAGUCUGCCGGUGGUUUUGGUGGGAUUAAGAUCCUCAGCAGGCCUCGAAUUCCCGUUCCCUUCCCCGAACCAGCUGGAGAUUUCACCCUUCUCAUCGGAGAUUGGUACCAACACGAUCACUCCGUCUUGAAGACAUUGCUAGACCGAGGUCAUAGACUUCCUUUUCCUGACGGAGUCUUGAUCAAUGGUCGCGGAACUACUACGAAUAAGGCUUCUUUUACUGUUGAACAAGGAAAAACGUACAGGUUUAGAAUCUCAAAUGUUGGGCUGCAAAAUUCACUCAAUUUUCGGAUUCAAGGUCACCAAAUGAAACUGGUUGAAGUUGAAGGGACCCACACAGUACAAACCUCCUAUUCAUCCAUUGAUGUCCAUGUGGGCCAGUCCGUUUCAGUGCUAGUUACCAUGGACCAGCCCGCACAGGAUUACUACGUGGUAGCCUCAACCCGGUUCACCCGCAAAGUCCUCACCACAACCGCCACCCUUCACUAUAGCAACUCGGCCCGUCCGGUAUCCGGUCCAAUCCCUGGCGGACCAACCACUCAAAUUGAUUGGUCUAUAAACCAAGCUCGUUCUAUCAGGACUAAUUUAACAGCAAGCGGACCAAGACCGAAUCCACAGGGUUCAUACCACUAUGGUAUGAUUAAUAUUUCAAGAACAAUCAAGCUUGAGAGCUCUGCAGGGCAGGUGAACCGCCGGCAAAGAUAUGCAAUUAAUGGAGUAUCUUUUGUACAAGCUGAUACACCCCUCAAGCUUGCAGACUACUUCAACAUCAGCGGUGUUUUCCGAGUUGGAAGUAUCCCCGAUAUUCCCACCGGUGGCCGGAAUAUCAGACUUGAUACAUCAGUCAUGGGAGCUGAUUACAGAGCCUUUGUCGAGAUUGUAUUUCAAAACCAUGAAAACAUUAUCCAGUCCUAUCAUAUUGAUGGAUACUCCUUCUGGGUUGUCGGGAUGAAUGGAGGAGUGUGGACACCGGCCAGCCGUUCAGAGUACAAUCUUAGAGACGCUGUGUCCCGUUGCACUACUCAGGUGUAUCCAAAGUCAUGGACUGCAAUUUACAUGGCACUUGACAAUGUCGGGAUGUGGAACGUAAGGAGUGAAUUCUGGGCAAGACAAUACCUGGGACAGCAAUUCUAUCUUCGAGUUUAUACUCCAGUGAAAUCGGUUAGGGAUGAGUAUCCAAUUCCAAAGAAUGCCCUGCUAUGUGGAAGGGCUAAAGGCAAACACACUAGGUCUCCAUAAACAGAAUUUGAUUGCUGCUAAAGUAUUGUGAUAUUAUUAUAUAUAUGCAUAAGUAUAAAGAUCAAAACUCACCACAGAUUAGAGGCUAAACUCAGGCUUCUUUAAGUAUCAUUCUUUUUCUUGAAAAAAAUUUGUACUUGGCUUGUAUCUAAUAACAGUUGAAUCCUUUCAUAUAUUUUUAUGAUAUUUUUUA